Molecule: messenger RNA, 608 nt
Organism: Staurois parvus
Lineage: Eukaryota; Metazoa; Chordata; Amphibia; Anura; Ranidae
Source: the annotation of a GenBank genome assembly
UCGCCAAAACAAACACACACAGAGACACCUGUACACACAGACAUGUACAUACACACACAUACAGACACAGAAACAUGUACACAGACGCACAGAGACACGUACACACACACACAUACAAACAUGUAUACACACACAGGCAUGUACAGACACGCAGACACAUGUACACACACACACACAUGUACAUACAUACACAGACACAUGUACACACAGACACAUGUACGUACACACACACGUACCUACACAGACACAUGUACACACACACAUACAUGUACAUACACGCAGACACAUGUACAGAUACACACAUGUACAUAAACACAGACACACAAACACACACACAUGUACACACACACCCCUAUAAAAAGUUGCAGCACUUCGUUGUUCACUCACAGAGCCGGGUACUGCACUUUAGGGGGAGGCAGAGAGCACAGCACACACGCCUUCCUUUGCUUUCACUGCGCUCAGCUAUUGAGCAGUCUGACGGCUCCCAGUGCCAAUGACAGAUCCGGCCUAAGCUCUGAGCCUGCUGAGCAAGACGGCCCUGGGGGACACACUCGCCCCCACCAUAAUUUCCACUCACCAUUGGCGAGCAGGCGAGUGGAGAUUUCAAG